AUGGCCAGCGUGCAAGAGCCCCUUAUCCCGGAAAGCCAUGCGCUGCCCACAGAUGCUCCGGUUGAGCCCAUUUCAUCCAUAGAUGAGAAGUCCACUGCAAGCGCAAGUGAGGCUAAUCUGAGCGAAUCAACCGCUACCUUGGUUGAAGCCGACUCUACACAACAAUCCAAAGAUUCAACCCAGCCCGAGGUCCCAAUGACCGCCGCGGAAAAGAAGAAGGCCAAGAAGGCAAAGAAGAAGCAGCAAAAGAAACAGGAGAGUAUUAGCUCCAUUGCUGCCGAGCAAACCCCCGAGAUUCCAGCCGUCCCCGAGACCCAAACUGCAGAGCCUGCAGUAGAGGAAUCGGCACCAGUCGAAGCUUCCAAGGAGGCUGAACCCGCCACUGAGCCAGUGGUUGAGGAAAAGACCGCAAUUGAAUCAACGGAAGAGUCGAAGCCGGCCGAGAAGGCUGUCGAUGCUACCGAGGCACCAGUGCUUGAGGAAAAGCCUGCUGAAGCUACUGAAGAGCCAGUUGCCGAAGUAGUGGCCGAGGAGAAGCCUGCAGCUGAAGAACCCGAAGCUGCUGAGAAGGUCGCCGAGCCCAUCACAGAAGAAUCGAAGACUGAGCCCACCACUGAAGCUGCCACGGAAGAAAAGGCCGCCGAGCCAAUUGUCGAAGAGACUCCCGCCGCGGAUGAAGUCAAGGCCGCCGAGGAAGUUGCUGAGCCUAUCGCCGAGGAGAAGCCUGUGGAAGAAAAGCCCACCGAGGCCGUUCCCGAAACUGCCGCUGAGCCUACCGUCGAACAGCCCGCUGCCGAAACCGCCGUGGAAGAAUCCAAGGCUGUGGAGGAUAUCGUUGAGCCUACUAAAGAGGAGUCAAAGACCGCCGAGGCUGUUCCUGAAGCUGCCGUGGAAGAAAAGAUCCCCGAGGUCGUUCCUGAAACCACCGAAGCCGCCAAGGAAGAGACUCCCGCCGCUGAAGCUGCCGUAGAAGAAUUAAAGGUUGUGGAGGCUGCUCCCGAAACCACUCAGGAGGCGCCCGCCGUCGAAGAAUCUAAGGCUGAGGUUGCUGAGCCCACCCCUGAAGCUGCUGUGGAGGAGAAGACUGCCGAGGUCGUUCCCGAAAUCACCGAGGCCGCCAAGGAAGAGACUCCCGCUGAAACUGCUGUGGAGGAACCUAAGGCUGUUGAGGAGGUUGCUGAGCCCACCACUGAGGCCGCCACGGAAGAAAAGACCACCGAGGCUGUCCCCGAGACUGUAGCUGAGGAGACUCCUGUCGCUGAAACUGCUGUGGAAGAAGCAAAGCCUGUUGAGGCUGUCUCCGAAACUAUCGCUGAGCCUACUAUCGAAGAGACUCCGGCUGUGGCAGAUUCAAAGGCCGAAGAGGCUGUUCCUGAAAUCGCCCAGGAGACCCCCGCCGUCGAAGAAUCUAAGGCUGAGGUUUCCGAGCCAGUCACCGAGGAGAAGCCCGCCACUGAGGAAAAGGCUGCCGAGGCCGCUCCUGAGGCUGUCACAGAGGCUGUCGAAGAGACUCCCGCCGUGGAAGAAUCUAAGGUUGAGGAAGUUACUAAGCCUGCCACUGAAGAAAAGGUUGAGGCCGCUUCCGAAACUCCCGCCGUGGAAGAACCCAAGAGCGAGGAAGCUGUUCCUGAAAUCGCCCAGGAGACUCCCGCCGAUGAGGAAUCGAAGCCUGCUACAGAAGCCGCCACAGAAGAGAAGGCCGCUGAGGUCGUCCCCGAGACAGUCGCCGAAGAGACUCCCGCCGCUGAAGCUGUUGUGGAAGAAUCCAAGCUCGUCGAGGCCGCUCCUGAGCCUGUCGCGGAGACUCCUGCCGUGGAAGAAUCCAAGGCCGAGGAGGUUGCUGAGCCUGCUACCGAAGAAAAGGUUGCCGAGGCCGUUUCUGAAACUCCCGCUGCGGAGGAAUCUAAGACUGAGGAGGUUGUUCCUGAAAUCACUCAGGAGACACCCUCUGUUGAGGAAUCCAAGGCUGAGGAGGUCGCUGAGCCUAUCACCGAGGAAAAGGCGGUCGAGGCUGCUCCUGAGGCUGUCGCAGAGACUCCGGCUGUGGAAGAACCCAAGGCUGAGGAGGCUGCUAAGCCUGCCGCUGAAGAAAAGAAUAUCGAGGCCGUUUCUGAUACUCCCGCUGCGGAAGAAUCCAAGGCUGUCAAGGUUGCUGAGCCUACCACCGAGGAGAAGCCUGCUACUGAGGAAAAGGCCGUCGAGGCCGCUCCUGAAACCGUCGCAGAGCCUAUCGUUGAGGACACUCCUGCCGUUGAAGCUGCCGUGGAAGAGUCAAAGCCCGUCGAGGCUGCUCCUGAAAUCGUCCAGGAGACGCCCGCGGCUGAGGAAUCCAAGGCUGAGGAGGCUGCUGAGCCUAUUUCCAAGGAAGAGCCCAUCACCGAAUCCGCCACGGAAGAGUCGAAGCCCGCCGAGGCCGUUGCCGAAACCGUCGCUGAACCCGCUGUUGAGGAGACUCCCGCCGCUGAAGCUGCUGUGGAGGAACCCAAGACUGUCGAGGCUAUUACUGAGACCACCGCAGAGCCUGUCGUCGAAGAAACUCCCGCUGUGGAGGAAUCUAAGACCGUCGAGGCUGUUCCCGAAACCGUCCAGGAGACCCCCGCCACCGAAGCAGCCGUGGAAGAUUUCAAGCCUGCCGAGGAGCCAGUAACCGAGAAGGCUGUCGAGGAACCGAUUGUGGAGGCAGAGGCUGAGAACAGCGCUGACACCACCGCGGCCGUUUCAGAGAUUGCUACAGAGGCACCUGUUGAGGAGCCAACUGCCGAGGUUUCCGAGCCCAAGGAGGAAGUCGUCUCUGAGCCCACCAAGGAGGUGGCCGAGGAGGCUCCUGUUGAGCAGCCUGUCACUGAGGAAUUGGCUGCUGAGCCAGCCAAGGACGCUGAGGUUGUCGAGUCUGUUCCCGAGCAGACUGCUGAUGCUGCUAAGGAAUCUGCUGUCGAGCCUUCUGAGGUUGCUGCUGCUGAGACUGUCACUGAGCCCGCUGCUGAAGUAAUUGAAGAGCCUGCCGCCGUUGUCGCCGAGGAGGCUACUACUGAGGAAGCCCAGAAGCCUGCUGAGGUUGAGCCUGUCCAAGAGACUACCGAAAAGGCUGUGCCAGAGGAACCAGUUGUGGAAGAACCUGUGGCCGAAAACGCCGAAAACGCCAAGGACGUGACUCCUGAGGAGUCCGCCGUUGUCGCUGAGACCGCCGAACCCGCUGCCAUUGAGACUGCUGCUGUUCCUGAGGCCGCCGAAGUUGCCGCCAUUCCCGCUGCAGCUGCGGCUGCUCAUGUCACUGAGGAGUCUCCCGCUGUUCCUCAGGCGGCCGCCGCUAUUGUCGAGGAAAACGCUGCUGCUACUGAGUCUGUGCAAGAAUCAGUGGAGGAGGCUAUCCCCGCCGAGACUGCCAAGGAAGUCGCUACUGAGCAGCCUGAAGCUACCAAGGCUGAGGAGGUAACUGAACAGACCACCGAAGAGCCCGUGGCUGACAAGGCUGUUGAGGAGCCCGUUGCUGAGACCUCUGCCCCAGAGCCGGUUGUCGAGGUUGCUCCCGUUGUUGAAGAAACUCCCGUCGAAGAGCCUGCUAAGGAACUUGCCGUCGAGGAGCCCAUUAAGACCGAGGAUCCUGUCAUUGCUGAUGUUAUUGCGGACGAGGCCGAGAAGGUCGAGGAGAAGCAGCCUGAGGCCGAAGCUGUUGCCGAGCCAGUUGUUGCUGAACAGAUUGAGACUGUCGCCGUUGAAGAGCCUGUUUCUCAAGCCGCUGAGCCUGCUGCCGCCGAAGAGAAGGUUGUGGAUGAGCCAGUCACAGUCGCAGAGACCGUUGAAGUUGCUGCCAUUCCUGAGGUUGAGGCUGUCACUGCUGAGCCUGCUGUUGCUGAAACUCCCGCUGUCGAAGAAAAGACCAUUGAGGAGCCAGUCACUGUUGCAGAGACUGUUGCAGAGACUGUUGAAGUUGCUGCCGCUCCUGGCCCUGCGGCUGAGGUCGAGGCUGUUAUCGCCGAGCCCGUUGUUGCUGAAACUCCCGCUGUUGAGGAAAAGACUAUCGAUGAACCUGCUGCCGUUAUCGAAACCGUAGCCGAGUCAACUCCUGAGCCUGUUUCCGAACAGACUUCCGAGGUGGCACACGUCGAAGAAACUGCCGCUGAGGCACCAACUACCGAGAAGGCUGAGGAUGUGAAGGAGCCCGCCACUGUCGAGCCCACCAUCCAAGCUACCGAGGUUGUUGAGGCACCAGUUGUGGAGGAGCAGAUUGCCGCAGAUCCUGUCAAGGUUGAGGAGCCCGUCGAAGCUGCUGCCCCCGCGGAGAAAAUCCCCGAGGCAGCUCCAGUGGAGGAGUCUACCAAGGAGCUCGAGCCCGAGACAACCGUGGCCGAGGAUGUUGCCAUUGAGCAGCCCGCCAUGGUUGCUGAGGAGGCCGCAGCCGAAGCCCCAGCUGUUGCUGAGGUUGUCGAGGAGACCGUUGUUGCAACCGAGGAACCCUCGAAGGUCGAAACCGCCGAGACUGAAGUUGCCGCCAUUCCUGAGCCCAUUACCAGCACAGAGGAGCCCGAGGUGGUGGCUGAGACAUCCGAUGUGAAGGAGGCAAUUCAGCCCUCCACCACUGAUGUUGAAACUAAGCAGGAAGAGACCGUUGCCUCCGCUUCUGACGAAACUUCUACCAAGGAUACUAGCACCAGUGCUGAACUUCUUGGUGCCGGCGCUGCUGGCGUUGCCGCUGCCGCCCUUGCUGGUGCUGGCGUGGCCGCUCUUGCUCACAAGGACUCCGAGACUACAGCUGAGACCUCGAAGGAUCAGAAGGACCCCCUACCUACCGAUGCAGACAAGGAACCCGUUACUAAGGCUGAAAACCAGCCCCAGGUUUCCGCAGCAGAUGCCCAGCCCGCUGACGGUAAGCCAACACCGUUCUAUCUUUCAUACCAGCAAUCUGCCGUAUCGUUCGAAACUGAUCCCGCUCUUGCAGCACUCGCUGGCGACCGUGAAGCCCUCCUCAGCAAACUCAACCAACCGUCUACAGACCAACUGUCUACAGCUACCCAGCAGCCAACAGUCGAGAGUGUCGCCGAGUCCCAGCCUGCCGCCGAGGCCAGCAAGGGAACCACCGAACCGGCUGCCAAUGUGUCCGACGCCAAGCCUGCUGCCGAUAGCACUCUUACUCCCAAGGAUAAUGAUGAAGAUGCUCGUCCAGCGAGCCAGAACCGGUCAGUGACUGCUGUUUCUCUAAAUGGUGCACCUGACAGCUGGCUCAAAGCAAUCUUGCGCACUGUCUUUGUGAAUUUCUUUGGAGCCAUCUUUUCACCUUUCCGUCGUGGAAAGUCCUCGUCCAAUUAG
Molecule: messenger RNA, 5304 nt
Organism: Penicillium hordei
Lineage: Eukaryota; Fungi; Ascomycota; Eurotiomycetes; Eurotiales; Aspergillaceae
Product: PT repeat family protein
Exons: 1
Coding region: 1-5304 (1767 amino acids)
Source: RefSeq, a predicted model, not a curated record